This is a messenger RNA of Panthera uncia (snow leopard), 689 nucleotides long. RefSeq names its product ubiquitin-conjugating enzyme E2 variant 1-like. The record is from RefSeq and is a predicted model, not a curated record. NCBI's taxonomy places the organism in Eukaryota, Metazoa, Chordata, Mammalia, Carnivora, Felidae. Gene Ontology annotation, cellular component: nucleus. Gene Ontology annotation, biological process: protein K63-linked ubiquitination; DNA damage tolerance. The transcript has a single exon. The coding region runs from base 1 to 444 and encodes 147 amino acids.
AUGGCAGCCACCACGGGCUGGGGAGUAAAAGUCCGUCGCAAUUUUCGAUUGUUGGAAGAACUGGAAGAAGGCCAGAAAGGAGUAGGAGAUGGCACAGUUAGCUGCGGUCUAGAAGAUGAUGAAGACAUGACACUUACAAGAUGGACAGGGAUGAUAAUUGGGCCUCCAAGAACAAUUUAUGAAAACCGAAUAUACAGCCUUAAAAUAGAAUGGGGACCUAAAUGCCCAGAAGCACCCCCCUUUGUAAGAUUUGUAACAAAAAUUAAUAUGAAUGGAGUUAAUAGUUCUAAUGGAGUGGUGGACCCAAGAGCCAUAUCAGUGCCAGCAAAAUGGCAGAAUCCAUAUAGCAUCAAAGUCGUCCUGCAAGAGCUCCGGCGCCUAAUGACGUCUAAAGAAAACAUGAAACUCCCUCGGCCGCCCGAAGGACAGUGUUACAGCAAUUAAAAAGAAAAACCACAGGCCCUCCCCUACCCCCCUCCCAUUCGAUUUAAGCAGUCUUCAUUUUCCACGGUAGUAAAUUUUCUAGAUACGUCUUGUAGACCUCAAAGUACUGGAAAGGAAGCUCCCAUUCAAAGGCAAUUUAUCUUAAGAUACUGUAAACGACACUAAUUUUUUUGUCCAUUUAAAAUAUAUAAGUUGUGCUAUAAGGAAUGAUCCUGUCAAGUGUAACCACUGUCCACAUAGUUGAA